Molecule: messenger RNA, 1269 nt
Organism: Adineta ricciae
Lineage: Eukaryota; Metazoa; Rotifera; Eurotatoria; Adinetida; Adinetidae
Source: the annotation of a GenBank genome assembly
AUGCAGCAAGCACAGCAACAUCCCGCUCAUCAACAUGGAAAGUACCAACAUCCACAAAUUCAAUAUCUUAUGAAGCCAGAAUACAACCGAGAAAACAUUAGCGUCAGCUUACAGAAUAUCGAACUAUGGAAACGAUUUCAUAAUUUGACCAAUGAAAUGAUUGUGACAAAAGCUGGCCGUCGGAUGUUCCCAAUCGUUUCCAUCAGUAUUCGCGGUUUAGAACCCGAAAAGAUGUAUACGGUCGAGUUGUCAUUCGAGCAAAUGGACUCGCACCGUUGGCGUUAUGUCAGUGGUCAAUGGCAACCAGGUACAAAACCUGAUCCAGCUAUUCAACGAGCACCGUAUCAACAUCCUGAUUCGCCAAAUUAUGGUGAAACAUGGAUGCGCGAUACAGUCUCUUUUACCAAAGUUAAAUUGACCAACAAAACCAAUCAGACGGGCCCAUGUCAAGUUGUUCUUAAUUCACUUCAUAAAUACAAACCGAAAAUCUCAAUUAUUGAUGUUAUGUUAAAAACAAAGAUCUACGAGACGAGUUUUCCCGAAACUGAAUUCAUCGCUGUAACUGCAUAUCAAAACGAAGAGGUAACAUCAUUGAAAAUUAAGUACAAUCCAUUUGCUAAGGCAUUCCAAGAUACUGGAAAUAAUAAACGAGAAGAUCGUGAAAUGAUGAUGUUAGAAGAACAAACGACAAAUGGCAAUAAUUAUGUUUCACCAUUUACACAUCAUUCGAUGUUUUUUCCCCAUCAAUCAUCACCAAUGCAUAGCAAUGGCCACGAACGAUUUAAAUUUCAAUCCUAUCGUACAUCGCCUUAUCAUUACUCUCCAGCACAACGAAAAUCGUCGCCAACGGAUGUUUUUCAAACUAAACUUGAUCCAUAUCCAUCAUCAUCAACUUCACCGUUCGAUCCAACGUUAUUCUAUACACCAACAACACCUGCAGGUAUUCCAUGUUCAUCAUCAUCACCAUUGUCGCCCAACACCGCCGCCGCUGCAGCUUACUAUUCCAACACAUAUUAUCCAAGUCCUGCUUCAUACUACUUUCCUUAUACAACAACUCCGUCACCAGCAUCGCAUCAUCCAUUUAUGGCACCAUUAACAUGUCCAAUGAAUAAUGGAACAUCAUCUUCAUCACCAUUAAGUCCAUCUUUUAUACAUUUACAGCAACCAGUUGCAAUCGUACCGAACUUAAGUAAUCAUUCAACAUCAUCAUCAUCGCCACCGAAAGAACAUGAGAGUCUGUUGGCGACUGGUGAUGUUGGACAAUAUUAA